Molecule: messenger RNA, 847 nt
Organism: Orbicella faveolata
Lineage: Eukaryota; Metazoa; Cnidaria; Anthozoa; Scleractinia; Merulinidae
Product: protein KTI12 homolog
Source: RefSeq, a predicted model, not a curated record
AUAUAUAAAACAGAACAUUUCCAAUAUGGCGGACAAAGUGGAUUGCCAGUGACCUGGAAAAUCUUUUUAUAAUCCGUAAUUUGUAAGGUCGAAAUCGUUUCUAAUAAGAUGCCACUGGUUCUUAUGUGUGGGUACCCUUGUUCAGGGAAGUCAAAGAGAGCGGAAGAAUUAAAAAGUUAUUUGGAAAAUUCCAAGGGAAAGACCGUUCACAUGGCUGGUGAUGAGAGCAUAGAUUUGGAAAGAAACGUGGUUUAUGCAGGUAAUUUUAACUUAUUUAAUUACAAUGUAGACAAAAGUGAAGGCCAUCUGCUCAAGAAAGUUCAUUGUGACACUCCAAAAGAAACAUGCAGAGAGUGGAACAGAACAAGAGAGAAAAGAUAUAAUGAUGACAUAUUAGAUGCAUUGGUGAUGAGAUUUGAGCCUCCAGAGUCAAGAAACAGAUGGGAUUCCCCUCUGUUUGUUAUUCAGGUGGGCGACAACCUUCCUUUCGACUCUAUAUAUGAUUCACUGAUUAACAGAAUACCGCCUCCACCAAAUCAGGCUACCCAACCGCAACCAUUGUCUGCAACAAACUUCUUAUAUGAACUUGAUAAAAUGACACAAGAGAUAGUCACGGCAUUGUUGAAUUCUCAACGUACAUUUGUACCUGGUGAUCAUGUAACAGUUCCAGGGACGUCCGAAAAAGUUGUCCUGAAUAGAACUGUUAACAUGGCGGAAUUGAGAAGAAUACGUCGGCAGUUUAUUACUUACACCAAAAUGCACCCUGUAGAAGAUACAAAGAAAAUUGCGAAUAUGUUUGUACAAUACCUGAACAGUAGCGUCAAAUAAAUGCUCUUAUUUUAUGACA